Molecule: messenger RNA, 1545 nt
Organism: Haemonchus placei
Lineage: Eukaryota; Metazoa; Nematoda; Chromadorea; Rhabditida; Trichostrongylidae
Source: the annotation of a GenBank genome assembly
AUGGGAACCUUCUCCAGACAGGAAGAGCUUCCACCUCUACCUCUACCAGAUCUCAAUGAAACACUUGAUAGAUAUCUCAAGUCGGCCCUGGUAUUACUCGACAAUAAUCAACGAAGGAAAACAAGGGAAAGCGUUGAACUUGAAGAAUGGUGGUACGAUGCAUACUGCGAGGCUCGGCUUCCUCUGGUGCCCUAUGUUUCGUUAGCGGCCACCAACAGCUUAUUGAACCCACUUGAUGGCUCCCAAAUUUGUCGAGCAGCUGAUGCCAUAUAUUACUGGAUGCUGUUCUGGGAGAAAAUUAGGAAGGAAACUCUAGCAGUCACAAAAAGUCGUGGAGUGGUUUGGGACAUGCAUCAGUACCACUGUCUUUUCAAUGCCUGCCGAGUACCUGAAUUAUCGAAAGAUCGACUGGAAAGAUAUUUUAAAACCGAAUCCCAAGGCGACUGCCCAUCACACGUCAUAGUGUUAUGCAGAGGAAAUGUAUGGCAGGUGGAGACACUUAGGAAUGGGCAAUUGAAGUCCCCCGACGAAUUCUACAACACGCUGCAGUAUAUUGACAAGCACUCAAAAGACUCUAAAUUCUCCAUAGCUUCGAUGACCACUGAAAACAGGGAUAAAUGGGCUCAGAUUCUUCAUGCAGCUCUCAUGGGAGAGAGUCACUAUCAAUGGGCUGACAAAUCUCUAAACAUCGUUGUUUGCAAAGAUGGUCGAGCUAUCACGCAAGGCGAACACAGUAACGUCGAUGCUAUCGUUAUUAUGCACAUUGGCGACGACGUGGCUAUUCGCUCCAGAAAAUUCGUUUGGCAGCCAAAGGAGGCCAGUUUUGAAAUGCCGAAACAUCUCGAAUUCGACCAAAAUUACGAACAUCUCAAAGCGUUCAAGGCUGCAAAUGAAAACUUCCUUACACUGCGGUCCUCCUUUCGGGUGAAAUCGGUUGUAUUCUCUGGUUAUGGCAAUAAUCUAAUGCGAAAAGUCAACCUUUAUACUGAUACCGUGAUGCAAAUUGCAUUGCAACUGGCGUUCCUGAAAACUCAUGGCAGGUUCGCACCGAUCUACGAAACCGCUUCGACACGGAAAUUCUUCCAUGGUCGAACGGAAACAGUUCGUGGAUGCACCCAUGAAAUGGUGGCUUUUGGCCGAGCUGUGAUGGAACACAAAAACAUGGCGGAUCAAAAGCGGCUUUUCAUUGCAGCAUAUGAAGCCCAUAACCAGCUGAUGGGCGAAGCUAUGAACGGCAAAGGCAUUGAUCGACACCUUUAUGGCCUGCAGAAAGCAAUGGAAUGGUUGAGAAAAGAUUGUAAGACACCAAUACCUCAACCUGCCAUCUUUACAGAUGAAGCCUAUAAGAUUUCAGGGGAUUCCAGGGACCUCACACAAUAUGUAGAGAGAAUCGAGUUUUUCAGUUUUAUUGGUUAUAUGGGGGAGAACGAUGAAAUUGGCUCAUAUGGAUACGUGACAGCUAUGCGCCCCGAUGGAUACGGUGCAUUCUACCGAAUAGGAAAAGACAGGUGCUACUUAUCUUCUUUUUCAUCAAUCUGUCAAUGA